AUGUCCAUCGCUAGCUUCUGCGCGUGUUUCAAUGCCUGUAAAAGCAAAAAAAAUAUUGCUAAAAAUUAUUUUUCACACGCAAUUUAAUUAGAUUUAUAGUUCAUAAGUAUACUGUAUACACAACUAAGUUACAAUACAGCUCUGGAUGUAAUUACAACUAGGAAAGUGCAAAGAAAAAAGUGGUCAGAAUAAAAAAUGCAAAGCGUGGACGACGACGUGCAAAAAGAAGAAAAUUUUAUACCCAAAAUUCGGGACGCGCAAAAACACAAAAAAACGACUAUUUCCUGGUCGCCCGGACCAAGCUAAGGGAUUGCGCGACAUUGCGAAAUUCUCGAGCCUUUCCGAGAGUGUCCCAGUGUGUAAAUUAAUAAUAAAAAUAAAGCAUAAAUUGUAUAAGCGAACUGUCUGGGGUUGUCGGUAGAGCGCUGAGGAGGGGUAGGCGAGUCUCGUUCUUGCUCAGUUUCAGCCCAUUGCGCUGGGGCGAAUCUCUCGGUCUCGGUCGCUCUUUCAGUUCUGUUCUGCCCCGAACUUCCGUGACAUCGGUUGUUGUUUUCUCCUUUUCUUGUUUUCGCGCGUAAAAUUCGUUCCCUCGUUUCCCACCCUCGCCGACACUGUUCAGGCUACAGUUUGUGGGAAAUUGUUGUACCUAAGCCACAACAACAACAACAGCCACGCAAAGCAGCAGAACAAAGCGCAGACCGGAACGCAGUCGAAAAACGGAAUGCAAAGCACAUAAAUGCAGAAACGAUGAUGGAGGCAUUGGAUCAGCAACAAGCCAAGCUUACGUCUAACAUAGAUGCCGGUGAUGCGGGUGGUACGAGUGCCAGAGUCGGUUUGGAUGUCGGUGCGGGAGCAGCAAGUGGCACUACCAGCGAGGAGGAAGAUUACGAGGACACUCAUAAUGCGCUGGGGCUGGCGAAAGAGGAGAGCACGAUGGAGCACAGCGACAACAACAAUGCGGACGCUGCUGACGAUGCUGAAUGUGUACGACGAAAGCGUAAAAAGAGCACCGAUGACGUGAUAGACUUGACCCUGGCAAACGGCCAGGAUAGCAGCCAAAUGGAGGCAGAGGCAGAGCCAGAGUCUGCAGACAGCGAGAAGUCUGCUGACGAAUCGCAAACGAAUGAAAGCGAAACUUCAAAGGAAUCUCUUCUGGCCGAGAAAGAGGCUGUUAGUGACAGCGAUGAUAUUGUGGAGAAUCCAACGAUUCAAUGUCCAACGAUUGUCAUUGAAAGCGACGAUGAGCAGCCGACUAGAAGAUCAUCCUCUGCUUCGGUCGGUUCUGUAAAGCAAGAGCAGGGGGAAGACUUGCUGUCAGAGGAGGAGGAGGAGUCGGCACAGUCCAGCACAAUACCAGUGAAAGAGGAGUGCAUGGAGGAUCUGCCAGUGGAUGAAGAUGUGGAGCUCAAAAGUGAUACGCGACCUGUGCCCAGCUCUGAGCCAGAAGCAAAUGAGCAGCCCAAGAAGCUCGCUGAUGAUGAUCCAGAGGAGAGCUUGCUAACUCCCAAGGAUGAAGAGGAGACACAGCAGGGAUCGCCGAAUGUCAGAGAAGUCAUUAAUGUAGAAUCAGAUAGUGAACAGGAGGAGGAAGCAGAUGGAUAUCUAUCUGCAAGAGGAGAUCUCGAAAUCGACACGGAGAGUGAGGAAGAGGCUUCGGCGGCGACAGAAAAAGAGGAUGCCGAGCGAUCUUCGUCUGUCAAAGAACUGGACACGGAGUCGGACAGUGGAGAGGAGGAGCCAGUGGUUCCUGUAGCUGUAAAAGGAGAUCUUGAUAUCGGCACGGAGAUCGCCGAAGAGGAUGACGAGUCGCCUCUACUCGUUAAGGCGUCUGAAACAGAGAAUGCCGAGCAGUCUUCGUCUGUCAAAGAGCUGGAUGUUGAAGCGGAAAGUGGUGAGGAGAUUGCCGAAGAGGAUGUGGAUUCGUCUUUGUCCAUCAAGGCAUCUGAAACAGGGGAUGCUGAGCGAUCUCCGGAUAGUGGAGAGGAGGAAGCAGCAGAAAAUCGAUCUGUAAAAGAAGAUCUUGAUAACGAUACGGAGAGCGAGGAAGAUGUAGCUGCAGAUGCAGAUCCCGCACUGCCUAUUAAGGAAGAUAUCUCCGUCAAGGAUCCGGCGACUACGAAAGACCUUGAUGAGGAAACUGUGAGUGCCGAGGAGAACAUUUCGUUGCCACUCAAAAAGGAUCUUGAUGAGGAUACGGAGAGUGCGCAGGAGGCCCUCUCGCUGUCCAUUAAAAAGGAUCUGGAAGAGGAUUCGGAGAGUGAGGCAGAGCAAGAGACAGAGACAAGAACAGCUGUGAGAUCUACGUCAGCUGAAAAAGACCUUAAAAUUAAUGCGGAUGAAUGUGAGGAAGAACGCUCGCCGAAUAACGAUGCAAAGACGAGGGAUGGCCUGGCCUCAGACGAGGAAUUCGAUGCAAAGGCAUCGCCGCAAUCUAGCCGCAAGUCGUCUGUAGCGGAAUCGUCUGAUUCGGAGGAUUCUGUCACGCUGACCAUGGACGUGGAUCAUCCAUGUAGCGAGGAUGAGGCUGCAGAUGCGAGGCCAGGAGUGGUUAAAAUUGAAUCGGACUCGGAGGAAGGACAACAGAUGGAGAUGGAGGAAAGCCUCAAAUCGACGAAUCCUGCUGCCGCGCCCAGUCCCAUUCCGGAUGUGGAUGUUGCGCCACAAGUCAAAGUGAAUGGCAUACACGAUGCCACAAUUCCCGAGGAUAAUGUGAAGGAGGAGCUGGAAGAGCACGACCAAUUGUCUGUGAUAUCGAACCACACGGCGAACGAGGACGAUGAAGAUGAAGGAGAAAGAGAAAGAGGAGAAGAUGUAGAAGAAGCCUCCACGUCACAACAGCUGCCACUGAGGGCACGGCCCCUGGUUCUGCCCGUGCGCAGAAGCCGCAGUCGGAGCACCAGCAGAAGCAGCACAAUUAGCUCAGCCUCGCAGCAUCAACUGGUCAUCGAUCAUCCGGCUGAAAGUGAACAGAAUAAUGGCAAGGUGCAAGCCCUGAAGCUGUCACUCAAGCGCAGGCGCAGCAGCAGACAAAGUAUCUCCUCCGCCGCCUCCGCCAACUCCGUCAGCCAGCCCGAGAAACAAAUGAAGAAGAUAAACGCCUCCACCUCGCUGCUUCUGCAGCGUCUCCAGGGCAAUGACGGGUCCAAUGUCAAUGCUGAUUCUGCCAGCAAACCCCCAGCGUCGAGCAACCAGCAUCACGAACAUCAGGAGAAGAGGAAACAAGAGCCCGAACCGAAGAAGGAGCGUUUCUAUCGCUGCGCAAAGUGCGGCACCGUCCACCAGAGCUGGAACUUCUUCGCCCAUGUGCGGGAUGUCCACCAGAAGUUCGUUUGCAUGUACUGCAGCCUCACGUACGCCACUGUGGAGAAGCUGUCGCUGCAUCUGGAGAACAAGCACGACAUCGACCAGAAACACUUUCCCAAGGGUGCGUGGGCAGUGGAGCAGCAGAAGGAUGAUCGGAUCAGAUAUCUCAUCUGCUGUACCUGCCAGACCACCUUCACACAAGGCUUAGAUUUCGAGAGUCACGACUGCGCUGAGCUCAUGGUGCCGUGUGCUCAGUGUGGGGUGAAGGGUUGCCAUGCGAUGGCCUGCAGAAACCAGAAGAAGAAGCCGCCAAAACGAAGGAGAAGAGUACGGAAGCAACAGACAGACCAGCAGGCGGUGCCAAUGGAACCACAGCAGGAAGCCCUGCAAACGGAGCCAGCGGAGAACAUUCCAGCGCCAAUGCCCAAUUGGCCAACCAUCGAUCCGGGCACUGUGCCUGUGCCAACUCCGUCGCCGCCUCCAGCCAUUCCGAAGCUAGUCGUGCCCAAAAUAAUGCUGCGGGUGCCAAAGGAGUUUCAGAAAUCUGUGGACGCUGCUCUAAGCAGCACCGAUACGGAAGAGGAGGAGCCGGAACUGCAAACAGCAGCUCCCCCGGAAAGGCAAGCAGAAACGAAUCCCUCGCCGAGCCCUCAAACGCCUCCUCCUGCGCCGCCGCAAUCUCGCCCCAGCCUAGAUGAUUCGGACUGUGCACUGAUGAUGAGUCGCAUGCAGGCCGAAGUGGAGCGCACAGAAAUGGAAAUACUGCGCAUCAAAGCAGACAGGAAGCCCGACAGGAAGAAGCAGUCCAAGGCCAUAGCCCCAGCAGCUGCGUUGGACGAUGGAUUGCUGCCUCCGCACGCAGCGGAAGCUAUGGAAGAGCCCCUGCUUCAAGCGCAAGAGCAGCAGGUGCAACCCCAGCAGCAAGAGGAACAGCGACGCUGGUCACUGACGCCACCCGCUUCGCCACACAACACAACGCAGCCACCGCCCGCAAUAAUCUCGGAAUUCCAAGCGGACCAAGCGGAUGCAGCCGAUGAAGAUGCAUCGCCUGGCCGUCGCAAUAGCCUCGGCAGUGACUGCAUGGACAUUGACGACAGCCUGAACGGACCAACGGCAGCCAACGAGGCACAAUUUGAAGCCCCAGAGGUCCCAAUGCCAGACCAAUUGGACGCGGUGGGGCUGUUAGAAGCCAUCCAGCCCGUGCCUGAGUCGCCUGCGCCGCCCUUCGAUGGCAUUCUUGUCGCCGGAGAAGACACGCACACGAUCGAUCUGCAGCUGAAUCGACCCCUGGAUCGGUUCACGAUUGUGGAAUUUGUGCGUCUGUGCCUGACGGCGGUCUACCCCAUCUGCCUGUACUGCAAUCACGCUCGCCGCAUUGCCGUUAAUGGCAAGCAGCUGGUGCUGCAUCUGAUUGGCCAGCACCGGUUCACCGCGACUGUGGACAGCAUCACGGCGGAGGAGCUGUACGCGGAGACGAUUGUGGCGCGGUUGAAGAGUUUUGUGCCACAGCUAGAGGAGGAGUUCCUGAAUAUGUCCACCUACUGCACCCUGGAGAGCGACAAGUACGCGGAGGACUUCAACGAGCGGAUCUUCGAGUGCUUUUCCUGCCGCUACGUGGCCGCCACGCACAAGGAGCUGUACACGCACAACCGCAGGAUGCACGCCAAGGCGAACAUCAUGUGCAUCAUGUGCCGCACGAAUUUCUACAGCUACAGCGAGAUUCUGUGCCACAUCUGUCCGGGCGAGGAGGCGCGCAGCGUUUACGACUUGAAGUUUCGCUGCUGCCUGUGCGCUUCGGCGCCUCCGCUGCCCUCCGCCUUCCGUCUGAUGGUGCACCUGAGGAAGCAGCAUAGUGCCUGCGACAUCUGCCUGGAGGACUGCUCCACGCAAGCGAGGCUCUCGGCCCACGUGUGGAAGCACAAGCUGCUGCAUCUGUGCUACCGCUGUGGCAUCGCCUACCGCAACAAGCAGGACAUCUCGAAGCAUCUGUUCUGGAAGCACGGCACCGAGAGCGCCACCUGCAAGCGCUGCCUGCAGAAGCGCUGGCCCCACGUCUACCACUUCUGUGUGCCGCCCGUGACGUUCCCCUGCGAGGAUUGCGGCUUUAGCUUCAGCAAGGCCAUCUACCUGGAGGUGCACAAGCGAAUGCAUUCCGGCGACUUUCGCUACGCCUGCGCCGAGGAGCUGUGCGAGGAGAAGUUUGUCUCGCGCAAGCUGCUGCUGAAACAUGCCAGCACCCAUGAGGCGAAGGAGGAUGUCAACCCAGAGACGACCAUGCCGGAGCCAGAACAGAAAGAGGAUUCGCAGCCACUGGAACAAGCGAUCAAAAAGGAAACGGAGGAGGGUGAGGGAGAGGGAACGUCGCAGCAAGAGGCCGAAACGAAAGCCACGCCAUUUGAGGAGAAGGAAACGAAAACGGAAUGCACAAAAGUGGAGGCUGACGAGAAAAAGGAGACCGGAGCGGAGCCACCGGCUGCCAAGUCGGAGACACGCAAGCGACGCAAGAAGUCCAAGCGGAACAAGGAAUACCUCGAGGAUCUCAAUCUGAUAGCGCCAAAUCUGUCGGAGUCGGACAGCAGCGACAGCAGCGAUUCGGAUGCACCGCCACGGAAGAGUGGCAGCCACGGCCAUGAGACGCUGCCCAUGCGAUCAACUGUGGAAGACUUGGGUAUGCCCAAGGUUAUGCUGUCGCCCUCCUCCGAGAGCGAUGCAGAUGACCAGAAGUCGCAGCCAAGCCAGAAGCCGCAGGAACCACUCGAGGGUGGCGAGGAGAAGCCCUCGGCGGAGUCUGAGGAUCAAGCAGAGGAAACGCCAAAGGCGGAGACAGAAGCAGAUGCGGAAGCAAAUGUAUGUGCAGAGCUGCAGGUGGCCAAAAAGGAAGAGCAACCCGAUGAUGUCUCUGAUAUGUGGAAAAACUUGCUGCAAAAUCAAACCGUGAACCCCAAUUCAGAGGAAGAGCUGCCAGCCGAGGAGGAGGCGCCACCCGCAGAGUUGGAGAACCCUCCACCGCCCAGCAAGGUGCAUGUGGCGUGGUCCGAUCACGAUUAUUGCAAGAUGUACCGCACACCUGCGCCCUCGCCUGUGAAGAAACAUUCGACAUCCAAAGCGUCGCACGCCGGCAAACGGUCGGGCAAAAACAAUGCCUCCAGCGACAGCGAUAGCUCCAGCAGCUCCAGCUCCAACUCGGACUCGGACUCCUCGAGCUGCUCGUGUGGAUCCAACUGCAGCUGCAGCUCCAGCAACAGCAGCAGCUCCAGCGACGACUCUGAUGAUUCCGACAGCUCCAAUGCCGCCGCAUCGCCCACGAAGCGGAUGCGCAAGAAGUCUCUGAAGCAGAAGAAGAACGAGGCCACGGGCAAGCAGAUGCCGCAGCCAGACCCAGAGGAGGAGAUUAAUGUAACCUCAGCGCCCGAGGAGCAGCCUGUGCCGCCGCCGCCCUCACCCAAGGCGCCGCUGUACAACGAAUCGGACUUCGACACCGCCUUCUCCGACACCGACGAGGAGUUCUACGAUGCCCAUCCCCAGAAGCUGGCCAGCGAGCUGCUGGCGCAGAAGCGGGAGGCCCUGCUCGCCGAGCAUCCGCCCGUGGGGCCGCGCAACAACUACGACAUUGUGGAAAACAGUCGUCCCUCCACGCCGUCCCUGCCCGAGGAGGCGGCUGCAUAUGCCGACAAGCCGGAGCGGGUACGCAACAAGAAGAAGAAACGAGAACGAAAGUCCACAUGUAAAUCGGGAAAGCUACAGCUGCUGGCGAGCACACCCCUGCCAGCCAUGGAACCACCAUCCAUUGCCAGCCAGAUGCUGCCAGCAGAGUCGCCGUCGAUGCUGCCAGUCACGCCGCUAACGCAUCGACAUCUGCAGCCUGGCGGCUUCCUGGGUCUGGGCAGCAGGAUGAGCGAGGGCAGCAGCUGCUCCGAUGCCGAUGGCCAGCUGAAGCGCUCCAAGCGCCAGAGGCGUCCCAACAAGUUCUACGGCUACACCAGCGACGAUGAGAACAUGAGCACCAUCCUGGCCCCGCCGCUGCUGGUGGGCAUGCAGCUGAUCAAGCCACAGCCGCCGCCGUUGCUGACUUGGGCCAAGGAGGAUUUGCCGACGCCGCCCAAGCAGCGCAGCAGAAACAACAACAACAGCAGCAGCCAUCACCACAGCCAUCUGCACAGCAACGGGGGAAUGCGUACGCCUCCGACGGGCUCUGGAUCGAGGAAGCGCAACAGGCAGCGGUCACAGGCGGCGAGCGGAGGCGGCUCGAGUGUGAGUGCUCGCUCCGCAAAGCGCCACAAGCCGCACAGGCAGGAGGAGGAGAAAUCAUUGCCGCCGAUACCCACGCUGAAGAUCCGGCCCAGUCUCCUGCCCACGUCAACACCGCCGUCAGACAGCAGCGACAGCAGUUCGGAGGACGAGGAAGUGAAUGUGACCAGCCUGGGGCCACCCACACCACAGAUACAGAUGCCACCCGCUUUGGCAAUGCCCACAGCACCACCUGUGGUAGUACCGGUGCAGCUGCCACCGCCACCGCCGCCGCCGCCUGCAGCCACUGCAUUCAAUCAGCCGAUUCCGCCGGCUCUACUCCCGAAUCCGGACUUUGCCACGCUGCAGUACUUCAAGGCGAACAACAUACGCUAUCCGAUCCGACCGCCGGCGGGUGCACGGCUGGCGCGCGAGGGCGAGUCCGUCUACUGCUACUGCCGCUGUCCCUACGACGAGGUCUCCGAGAUGAUUGCCUGCGACGGCGACAACUGUCUGAUCGAGUGGUUCCACUUUGAGUGCGUGGGCAUAAUGGUGGCGCCACAGGGCAGGUGGUUCUGCGCCGAGUGCAGGCCCAAGUACUCCGAGGGCCUCUAUCCAAGCGCGACGGCACAGUGACAGCAUCUGCACCUGCCAGGAGGAGCUUGGCUGGGAUUCCGUGGAUCCUCUAACACACAGUAGCCCCAACCACAACCACGAGAUGGAAACCCCACUACAGAAUGGAAUACGCUUAUUAAUUAAUAAACAAAACAAAACAAACAAAAAAAAAAACAACUUAGAACAGGUCUAAGAGGAUAUCUUAAAUUACUAAUUACCAUAAAUGAAAUCUAUCUAUCAAUCGUAAGGAAUUAAAUGCUAAUUAUGUACAUUGAUAAGGCAAAGAAAGGCCAAGGCUCAAAGUACACCCCUCCCCAGAGAAAGUGUAAAUAGGGAAACAACAGUUUAAAUAACAGAAUAAUAAACGUAUAUAUUAUAUAUAUAAAUAUCAAUAGAGAAGAUCCACAAGAGCGUGUAAAUAUCGAGGGAUCCCCAUAUAAAUAAAUGUACGCCUAGAAUAGACACAACUUUAACCCUGCCCUAAGCCCUGAAUCGACCCUGAAUCAUGCAUAGUUCUUAAUUUAAUCUAUCAUAUGUGUACGCUUAUAUUUAGUGACUACGAGUAGAGGUGUGCCC
Drosophila subobscura is the source of this 8721-nucleotide messenger RNA. RefSeq lists its product as uncharacterized. Gene Ontology annotation, cellular component: nucleus. The transcript is spliced from 4 exons. NCBI's taxonomy places the organism in Eukaryota, Metazoa, Arthropoda, Insecta, Diptera, Drosophilidae. The record is from RefSeq and is a predicted model, not a curated record. Gene Ontology annotation, biological process: regulation of gene expression. The coding region runs from base 748 to 8166 and encodes 2472 amino acids.